AGCUUUAAAGCAUCAUUAGAAUCAGGAAAUACUACUCAACAAAGCAAAAUAACGCGGGAGUUUGGUUUAUUUGUUUGUUUUGACAGGGAAGUGCCUUAUAAACGAAUAGAUACGCUAACUUUCUAUUUAAUAUACUUUAAAUAGAAUGUCUUGUUUAUGCUAUUUACCGUUUUAAAAUAAUGUUACGCCGAAAUAAUAAGCGAAAGAUUAGCUAUAGACCUAGAUCAACGUCUUUUUCAUAUGGAUCUUCAUCAGAGGAAGAGGAUAGUGACUAUAAUUCCCAUGCUUCAGGAUUGAGAGUGAGAAGCAAAUCUAUUAAUAGAGGCAGAUGGUUAAAAGAAGAGGAUGAAAAGCUAAAGGUUUUAGUUGAAACUUAUGGUGAGAGUCAAUGGGAAUUAAUUGCUAGUAAAUUUCCUGACCGAAGUGAUGUCCAAUGUCAGCAAAGAUGGUACAAAGUUGUCAAUCCAGAACUUGUCAAAGGACCUUGGACAAAAGAAGAAGACGAGAAAGUUAUUGAACUCGUUAAGAGGUAUGGUCCAAAAAAAUGGACCCUCAUAGCUAAACAUCUUAGAGGAAGAAUUGGGAAACAGUGUCGAGAAAGGUGGCACAACCAUCUAAAUCCUUGUAUCAAGAAAACAGCAUGGACAUUGGAGGAAGAAAAAUUGAUUUGCCAAUAUCAUAGGUUGUGGGGUAACCAGUGGUCAAAGAUUGCUAAACAGCUACCUGGCAGAACUGACAACUCAAUUAAAAAUCACUGGAACUCUACACUGAAGAAAAAAGUUGCAUAUCUUCUUGGCGAUAAGCAUUCUCCUCCACAGAAUCGAGCUUACAAGAAAAAGAAGUAUGUUAACCAAGUACCUCAGGCAAUAAAGGUGCCAAAAAAUAUCUUACCUAAUGGAAAAAUAGGUAUUUCUCAUUCAGCUAAAAAUUUCAAACCACUCUGUAAAAGUUUUUCUCAAGUUCUUGAUUUUCCUGCCCAAAUCAAGAUUGAACCGCCUAGUUUGGAUGAUGAAAUGGGACAAACCUUGGAGUUUCCCACAAAUCAGUUACUGUUACCUGAUGCAACAUAUCCCGGUAUCAACAGUAUGAAAAAUCAACCUAUGGCUUCCUCUAUUGAAUUACAAGAUCCACCUUUUCCCGGUGUUGAGUUGCUUCCCUCUAUCAAUGCAGCUUUGAGUACUAAUGUUGAAAAUUUGGACGUCUCUGAGAUUAUGAACACUAGUUCACUAGCAGAUGUAUCUAUGUCUAUGUGUUAUGAUCAAAUAAUGCUUAGCACACCCAUUAAAACUGGGUCACCAUCUCAUAUAAAUUACACAUUUAAUGGUCAUAUCUUUGAUGCAAUUAAACAAGAAUCUGUUAAUCAGGGUCUAAUCCCCAUUCCAUCUGAAAUGAUGACCAGAUAUGCCUCUCCAUCCACAUCCAACAAAACGGCAAAACAUUCCGAUGUUUCUCUUUUAACGGAUUGCAAUGAGACAAGCUUAGGAAAUGAUGCAACUAUGGAUUCCAGUGAACAACUUCUUCAUUUUUUGAAACAUGGAUUCGAGCAAGUGACAGAUUUCGAAAGCAAAGAUCUAAUUUCAGAAUUUAAUGAUUUUUCAAAAAUAUUUUUAUCUCCCAAGCCACAUCGUGAAGGGAACUUUAAGCCUCUUCCGGAUGUUGAUACAUUUUCGCUUGAUAAUGUGGAAAUCCAGUCACCAUUUAAAGAAUUGUUACUCACCUCAACUCCAUUGAAAAAUGGUAGCCCCAUGGAACCAUUAACUUUUUCCCCAUCACAAUUUUUGAAUUCAGCUUUGACCUCAACUCCAAAAUCUCACACAAAAUUAAGCUUGCUUUGUUAUGAUGAUCCAGAAGCAUCGAGUGUCCUCCAAACUCCUAAAGUUCCAAUGCUGAGUUCAACAAUUAACUCUCCAACUCCAUUGAGAGAUGUUUUUAACUAUAAUCUGUCUAGAAGUUCUUCAUUAAGAAAAAAAAAAUAUGGGAGCCUGUAUUUGAAUGGUGAUGAGAGGAAGUUUUCUGUUAUGGGUACAGAUUCAAGCUUAUUUCAAGAUAUCGAUGCUGUGGAUAAAGAGAAUGUUAUUCCACCAAGACUGGGCGUUCGUAAAGCACUUCACAAAACUUGGAUGACAGAAAGUGAAUUGGCAGAUUUGGGAAUUGAGAAAAGUCCUGAAACGCCGAGUAAAUCCUUGCUUGGUGACUCUUUAGUUUCAUUUUCUCCUCCAUCUAUUGUGAAGGAAACUUUGUUGGAUACAAACCUGUCUGCAGAGUUAAAUAAUGCCUUUCUUGCUCCCACAAUCAGAAAUAAGCCUAAGAAAAAACGUAGAAAAGAAGAUCUUACUCCCAGAAAAUUUAGUUUCGCUGAGACCUUUUCCAAAUGGAACUGUGUGACGUUUGGGAGAACCUAUGAUCAGGUAGAGCUAACUGAAGUUGCAAGACAGUGGAUGUCCUCUAUCCGUCCGAGAUCUUUGAAUUUAUAAAGAUACAAAUGGGAAAAAAAAAUCUGAACAUGAACUAGAUAUUUUCAAUCACUUUAAAUGGCACAUAUAAAACAUCAAAAUUAAUUUUGAUUUUUAAUUGUAAAUAUUCAGAACCUGAAAAGUGUGAGUUUUUUUAUUGCAAUUAAUUCUGGAAUAAUAUCAUGAGGCAUUUUUAUCAUACUUUUCUCCGUCAUGCUUUUACCAAUCAUUUUAUUUUAUUUGUAAUUAGGUUAAAUAAAUAUUACUCAAUUUUUUGAUUCAAGUAAUUCAGUUAAUAUUUUAAAUGCUGCCUUAUUUUAUUUCUAUGAAAAUAUUUAAUUAAGGAAAAAUCAAGUUACUUAAUGAUUAUAUUUUUAGUUGUUUGAUGGAAAUGAUGAUAUCCUUGUAUACUUAUUGAUCUAAAUAUGAGAUCCUUUAAAUUUAGUAUAUUAUUUGCAUGUAAAUGCAGGGCUUAAAAUUAAUAGUGAUCUGCUGGUUUGGGAACACUAAAAUUUGACUUUGACCCCUUUUAAAUAAGUAUCAGUAGUUCUCAAGACCAGUAAUUGUUGUAUGUAGUGUAAAAUUUUUGAUUUUCACUUAUGUGUGUUUGUUACAAAAUAGCAUAUUU
Parasteatoda tepidariorum (common house spider) is the source of this 3081-nucleotide messenger RNA. RefSeq lists its product as uncharacterized. Lineage: Eukaryota; Metazoa; Arthropoda; Arachnida; Araneae; Theridiidae. Gene Ontology annotation, biological process: regulation of DNA-templated transcription. Gene Ontology annotation, molecular function: RNA polymerase II cis-regulatory region sequence-specific DNA binding; DNA-binding transcription factor activity, RNA polymerase II-specific. Gene Ontology annotation, cellular component: nucleus. The record is from RefSeq and is a predicted model, not a curated record.